Messenger RNA from Loxodonta africana (African savanna elephant), 9858 nucleotides. It is a transcript of the gene PGBD5, whose product is annotated as piggyBac transposable element derived 5. NCBI's taxonomy places the organism in Eukaryota, Metazoa, Chordata, Mammalia, Proboscidea, Elephantidae. Gene Ontology annotation, biological process: non-replicative DNA transposition. The coding region runs from base 1 to 1587 and encodes 528 amino acids. Gene Ontology annotation, molecular function: transposase activity. The record is from RefSeq and is a predicted model, not a curated record. The transcript has 7 exons.
AUGGCGGAGGGCGGCGGCGGCCCGCGGCGGAAGGCUCUGGCGCUGCUGGAGGCGGCGCGCUCCCGCUACGAGAGCCUGCAGAUCUCCGACGACGUGUUCGGCGAGUCGGGCCCGGACAGCAGCGGGAACCCCUUCUAUAGCACCUCCGCCGACUCGCGCUCCUCCUCAGCCGCCUCCUCGGACGACGAGGACGAGCCGACCGGCCCCGCGCCAGCCUCGGCCGCGGCGCAGCGCCCGCCGCCUCCCCGGGCCCCGGAGGCGGAGCUGCAGGACGACGAGGACGGCGGGGGCUGGAGCCCGGUGCUGCAGGACCCCCCGACCCCGCGCUGCAAGGAGAGCGGCGGUCCAGCCCGAAAGAUGCCCCCCAGUGCCAGUGCCAUGGACUUCUUCCAGCUCUUUGUCCCCGACAAUGUUCUCAAGAACAUGGUGGUGCAGACAAACAUGUAUGCCAAGAAGUACCAGGAGCGGUUUGGGAGCGACGGGGCCUGGGUGGAGGUGAGCCUGGCGGAGAUGAAGGCUUUCCUGGGUUACAUGAUCUCCACCAGCAUCUACCAUUGUGAGUCUGUUCUCAGCAUCUGGAGCAGCGGCUUCUACAGCAACAGGAGCAUCGCCCUGGUCAUGAGCCAGGCCCGCUUCGAGAAGAUCCUCAAGUACUUCCACGUUGUUGCCUUCCGCUCCAGCCAGACCACGCAUGGCCUCUACAAGGUCCAGCCCUUCCUCGACUCCCUGCAGAAUGGCUUUGACUCAGCCUUCAGGCCUUCCCAAACCCAGGUGCUACACGAACCCCUGAUCGAUGAGGACCCGGUGUUCAUUGCCACGUGCACGGAGCGGGAGCUGCGGAAGAGGAAAAAGCGGAAAUUCAGCCUCUGGGUUCGCCAGUGCUCCUCCACAGGCUUCAUCAUCCAGAUUUACGUCCACCUGAAGGAAGGCGGGGGCCCUGAUGGACUGGAUGCUCUGAAGAAUAAGCCCCAACUCCAUAGCCUGGUGGCCAAGAGCCUCUGCCGCAAUGCAGCAGGCAAGAACUACAUCAUCUUCACGGGGCCCAGCAUCACCAGCCUGACCCUGUUUGAAGAGUUUGAAAAGCAAGAGAUUUACUGCUGUGGCCUGCUCAGCUCCAGGAAAAGUGACUGCACAGGCCUGCCUCUGUCCAUGCUGGCAAACCCAGCCACCCCCCAGUCCCGGGGACAGUACCGAAUCAAGAUGAAGGGGAACAUGUCUCUGAUCUGCUGGUACAACAAGGGACACUUCCGCUUCCUGACCAAUGCCUACUCCCCGGUCCAGCAAGGGGUGAUCAUCAAGAGGAAGAGUGGCGAGAUCCCCUGCCCCUUGGCCGUGGAGGCAUUUGCCGCUCACCUGAGCUACAUCUGCAAAUAUGACGACAAAUACAGCAAGUAUUUCAUUUCCCAUAAACCAAACAAGACCUGGCAGCAGGUGUUCUGGUUUGCCAUCAGCAUUGCCAUCAACAACGCCUACAUCCUGUACAAAAUGUCUGACGCCUACCACGUGAAGAGGUACAGCCGGGCACAGUUUGGGGAGAGACUGGUCAAAGAGCUGCUGGGCUUGGAGGACACCUCGCCAUCCCACUGAUGCCUGGGCUCACCUCAGGGCUUCGGUGAGGGACCAAAUCAAGGGAAGGUGAGAGGAGGGAGAGAGCCUGCUGUUCUGACCCGCCCCAGCAGAGACGCCAGAGGGAAGCUGUGAGGCCUCUGUGGGCGGGACAGGUAAUUCGCCUGAAGGAGUGGCUGCUUGUCUUGGUUUCCACUCAAAUAAGAGCAUGUCCUCUGUGAAGCUGCCCCCACCGCAUUGUCAGCGCUCUACAUGGACUUGAAUGCCAGUCAUUGCUAUGUCAGUCGUGUCUGUUCAGCAGGGCAUGAUACCCGCGUGACCCCAUUCAAGCCUGGCAGGGAGCAUCAUCUCAGCAGAGCUGGCUUGGGAGGGUGUCUUGCCAGCAAUGGCUCCACGGGUAGGCUGAGCUAUAGCACACUCUGGUGGAAAAUACCUGCGUUGUAAAAUGUAAAGGAAUUUGGAACAUGAUUCCAUUUCACGAUGUGUCAAGAGGUGACAGGGAAGCAGCAGAGAUUUGACUUUCAUCCUUAAAGUUGUUCAAAGGUGUAUAAGAGACCAGAGGGCUUCCGAACAUUUACCUGGUGGCAGCCAGCUUAGAGUAGGUCUCUCAGAAGAAGAACAGAUUGGAUGCCGUUAAAAGGAAGUGAUGGAAUGGGUUGCAGUUGCCCGUUCUAAUUAAUCAGUGAGGCAUCCCUGCUCAUCUCUGAGCCAGCUUGGCUGGUGUGAUGGGGAGAAAGGAAAAUGCCAACAUCACUUGCAGUGAAGUGUGAUGCUAUUUUUUCUUAUUUUUAAAUAUAUCUUCAGGUUAUUUUCUUACUGUUGCUUAAAAUCUCAUGUAAAGGAAAACGUCACCCUUCUUUUCCCUUCCCUCGUCUCCUUCCCUUACCACAGUCAUGGCAACUUACAUAAUCACCAUUCUGUGACUGUACCGGGGCCAAAGAGGGCAUUUGCUUUGGAGUGGCACUUUCCCCAAGGACCACAGGGAGCCUUGUGGGCCUUGAGCAUGGUCACAGAGGUUAUCAUUGGCAGGAUUACUUGUUUUGAACAACAACGACGCUGAAGCAACAAGCGUUCACUAUGGAUGGCUGCUGGCUAGUUUCUUCCCCUUCAUGUGUAGUAACCCUGGCACCAACACCCUUCUCAAAGCUGCCCCUCAGAAAGGUGUGGCUGGCAUUGGCAAAGCCUAAAGUGGGUAUAUGCAAGCCUUGCUUCGAUCUGACAUGAAGCCAGAGGGCUUUGCUCCCCGCACUAUUGAAAGGACUAUGGAGAAGCAGCUGAGAAUAAGGGCACCAGUUUGUUUCCUAAAAGAUCAGGGUCUCUUUCUGAACCAAGGUACGUGUGUCUACGUGGGAACCUCAGGGCCAGAGUGGUCUCCUGGCCCGAUUAUCCCCACAGGCAAGGAACAAGUAAUUUCUGGAAUUUCACAGCCCCCCUUCCACCCAAGUUUAUGUAACCACCUCAUUUUUACAAAUGCAAAACCUAUUCUACUCAGGCUUUGGGAUGCUUUUCCUUGUUCAGACUCAGUUAAGUGUUGCUGGCAGCAUGCUCCUGAACUCCAUAUUGUUUCUGUAUUCCAGAUUGUUGAUCGCUAACCUUGCCCUUUGGUUUUAAUUCAAUGCCACGGAUUGUAGGCCACAUUGGAAAUUGUGUUUCAGAACACCUUUGCCGUGUCCUUUAAUUGGAUUGAAAGCACUUUUAUCACAUGGAGAAAUAUAUUUUUAAUUUGUUAUGCUUUUCUACAAGGUCCACUCUUUCUGAGUUUAAUGUGUUUCCAACACUUAGGAAGAUUCUAAUGAAAGGUGAUAAAUUUUCUUUUCUGUCCAAAAAAUUGAAAUAAAAAUAAAAGUCUAUUUAGAUGGUGAUUCUUUGUUAAGAUGUUAAUUUGUUUCAAAGGUCAGGGACCAAAAUAUGGGCUCCUAAGACUUGAUGCCUUGUUAUAUAAUCUAGUAUAUAUGCUCUUAACUGUGCUUAGUAUCAUGAAUCACUGAGCAGUUUAAAAGAGAAGCUCAGUUAAGUUUUGACCAAAAAAUACAUAUAUUUAUGAUGUAGUUCUAUGAGUACAGUUAUAUUUGAGGUGCCUGUGCCAUUUGGAGACCGCACUGUGCCUGCCUUCUGAUGUGGUGGUUUUUCUCGUGUCUUCUAACUUGUAUCGUAUGUCACUCCAAGUUAACAUGACAAGGGGCAGUUGGGAAGGUAUUGUGGGUGACAUCGAAUUACCAAGUAAUUAGAGGGUAAUUAUGCCACUUUAGUGCUGGGUUCUUAAAAUGGUGACUACCUGUUUUCUGAUAAAUGAUUGGAGAAGACAGCGGCUCAGCUAGGAACCUAGUGGAGGUUGUGGUAGCCACUCCAGUCCUCACAAGGCCUGUUAUUGAUUAAGGAGAAUUUCUCUUCUCCUCCCAGAAGAAGGGCAAAGGGGCAUGUAGCACUGGGAAUUGGGAAAAUCUUUGGGGAAUGGGCCUUAUAGAUGUGAUUUAUAGUGAUUUUAAGAAUUGCUGUAGUUAAAAUACAGCUGGAUCCAGUAUCCCUGGGCUUGACAGCCACCAGUUGGCAUUUGAAUUGGCUGAUUUAAUAGUUGGCUGUUACUGGUGACCAGGAAAGGACCAGUGGGUGGUUCUCAUGAGAGGGGAUCCAGCACAGCCCUGGGCAGAGGGCAGGAGGCAGGUGGCCAUCUGCAUCCUAUAGCCAAAGAGGUCCCUUCUCUGCUCAGGUCCUGCCACCGUAAUGAAUGAAGGCCCGUUGAGAUGCUGCCUACAUGGUCCUGAAAAGAAAGACCGAAUAAUGAGCUUCCCAACCCUCAUGCAAAACAAAACAACAACAAAAGCUUCUAAGCUUCUUCAAAGAGAAUCUCUGUUAACUCACACCCGAUGCAGGUGAAACUCACGCAAUUUAGGUUGUAGUCUCAGGACUGUGUUUGUAUUUGGAAUCAGGUAAGGUAAAUUCUUAGGAGGAUUUAACCCGAAUGAAUGACUUUCUGUUUGUAUAGGCUGCUGUCUUUACCAUGCUCCAUCUUUGACUUGCAUUGUCUCUUUUCCCCAUCCUCUGCUCGCCAAAGAGCCUCAGUUUUGAACAGUGUCUUACUGUGUCAGUGGAACGUUAUGUUAGGGUCAUAUUUCAAAGCUGAAGCGAGUCAAGUAGGAGAAUCUUGGUGUCUGGGUCACUCUGGGCAAAGACACCCAGCUUAUUGACUAAAUUAGAUCAGACCCGACCACCAAAAUUGAAUUAGUUCUGCAGCUGUGGAAGCAGCAAGGAGAACACAGACUCAUGGACAGGGAUUGGAAGGUUCUAAACCCUCAUGUGUAGCCUGUAUAUAGCCUGUGCUCUGCUGUUAGCCAUGAGAGCCCAACCUCCACAUCAACAGGCAAGGGAGUCUCCCAGCCACCAGGUGUGAGGGCGGGAAGGGUUGUGGUUAGGCAGAUACUCCAUUACUAGUGAGGGAUAGGAGAAGUUGCAGCUCCUUAGGAUCCAUCUGUUCUUCUGCAGUCUGCGCUUAAGGCCAGAAAACAUCUCCUCACAGUUCCUGGAGCAAUUGGGAUGAGAGCAAUUUGUGGCACCCAGAUGGGGGAGGGGAGAAGACAGCACUGGGUGCCCUGCUCACCUCCUCACCCUGCAGUGCCACCACACUCACUUUCCACAGGGUGGGCAUCAUGCUAGGAGAGCAUAGCAGUGGCAGCAAGUCUGGUGCAGAGCUUUUCCCUUGAACGUCUCCUCUAAUCUCCACAAUGACUCCUGGAAGGUCAGUGUGCUGCCAUCAUCCCUGGUUUACAGGUGGGGACAUGCAAGCUUGGGGUGGUUACACAGCUUGCCCAGGUAAGCCAGCUAGCUGAGGGGAACCGAGUCUCAAGCAGGCUGACCUGAGGCUGCAGGCACGUGCUGACCCUGUGUACACAGCUACCCAGGCCCAUUCCAAAGGCUGUGCAUUUGAGCCCUGGUUUAUUUAAUGCCUUCACAGGGUAUUCCCUCUUUCUGGAGCCUUUAUAGAAAGGAACUCACGGUCUCUCUUGACCCCAAAUAUUGCACAGUAACUGUAGUGCCAGUGUCCCUGUCCUAGACAGAGGAGGUGCUAUUUGAUCCAGCAAUAAUGAAACCAAAGUUUGCCGGGUAGUGAGCCACACACCCUGGACAGUAAGCAGUUUGUGGAGGACACCUGGGCAUCCUGGCCUGCGCUAGACUCCGAGCAGUCAGCCUGCUUUCCUCUCCUAGACACCCAACUGCAUGGACCGGGGGUGGGGGUAGAGGGUGUCUCCUGAACCCCGCAAAGGCUGAGGCCCAGCUACGAAACCAUUGUGACAAAGUCCCUGAGGUCAGCUGCCUCCCAGGUAAUGGCUCAGAGUGACCAUACCUCUAUCAUUCCAAGAUCCAAUUCUUUUCUCAAGUCUCAGCCCACUCACAGCUCGUUGUUUGUGGUUCGAUUCCUCUACAUCAGGUAAGGACUCAUCAGAAGUCUUGGAUGACGAAAGCUAUAGCCUUCUGUAGCCAGGGUACAAGCAGAAAGGAAGUUCCCAGGAAGAUAGCAAAGUAGAUUACAGGGAAAGUGCCCCCGCCCCUUUCCUGUAUGGCUGUGGCCUGCUGGGAAGAGCUCUGCCUUCGGCGAAGACCCUGAGUCAAGGUGGCCUGGGUUGUCUUCCUCAAGUACUUUUUCUCUUUAUUAGGAAAUUGCUAUGACUUCAUUAUUUAAUCCAGGUACAAAAUCAACACUUAAAGCUUUUCUAUAAAGCAUUAGCAGAAAGUGAGAGUACAGUACCUGCAUUCUGCCGGUGCUGCUGACUCUUGUCCUGGAACAAGAGCAGCCACCCAGCUACCCAGUGGGCUCCACACGUUUAACUGUAUGUGUGCCCUUCCCUGCGUGUGUGUGCAUGCGUGUGCAUGCGUGUGCACACAUGCGUGAGCCCUCCCGAAUACGUGGUCCACUUCCCCUUUCUCCGUGAUCCUGGCACAGUGUCCUGGAUCUGACCCAGCUCAGCCUUGCACUCUGCUGGAAUCAACUUACGCACCUUUCCGUGCCUCAUAGGGUAAAGUGUAUUUAUGCUUUGAUGUAUAGCCGUUUUUAGGCCUUUUUUCAAGAAGUGGUUUAUAUAAGAUGUUUGGUUUGUACAUUCUCAUCUUCACUAGCUGGUUUACAUACAGAUAAAGUUCUCAGGUUUGAGUUUUUAAAGUUACUUGGUAGUUUGUGCACGUCUGGAGAGGAAGACAGAGUAAGCAGAGGGAGGCCCUCCGAAGGCUCGAGGGAGUGCGGAGGUGAUGGGGAAGGGGUGAAGCCCCACAGCUCCCUCAGGCAGAGGGGCUUCUUGGCCAAGAUGGGAACAAGGAGGGAAGGGCGAUGCCCAAUCCCUUCUGUUCCCUCCCCCAGUGGUACACCCUGGCAGCUCUCCUUCCUUUUUGGUGUCUCUCUUCAGUCUUUCGAUCACUCUCUAAUUCAUUCUUUUGGCAAAUCUUUAUUAGAACUGAACUAUAAUAAAAAAAAUCAUCCAUGUGUACUGAGCAUUUAUGUAUCAGUCUUGGUUGUAGUCUCAUUACACAGUUAUUUCAUUUAAUCCUCAGCAUAGCCUGUGAGCUAAGCGCCGUCAUCACCCCCUUUGCAAAUGGGGAAAGUGAUGUUUCAAGAGCCAUGGGCCACCCCGCUAGGAAGUAGUGGAGCCGGCUUCAAACCUCAGCCCUGGGCUCCGGAGCCUAUUCACUCUCAGCCUUGGCAGCUCAGGGUGAACCCCUUGUGCCAGGCCUUGUGCCAAGAGCUAGACACCUGUCAAAAUGUAGACUACGGUCUGUGCCCUCAAGAGCACCAUGAUCUAAGCAUGUGGAGGGCACAAAAAAAGGCACAAAGGGGGCUGACACCUAGCCAGAGGGAACCCAGGGUGGGGAGGCAGCAGUGUCCCUGCCUGCCACACAGACACCUUCUGAAAUGUUGGAGCACUUCACCCUGCGGGCACUGAAAGCACCUGGAGUAGUGUUCCCUAAAAGAUAGUCUAAAGGCUAAAACUGGAGGCUCUGGGUGGUGCAAAUGAUUAACACAUUCAGCUGCUAACUAAAAGGUUGGAGGUUCAAGUCCACCCAGAGACACUUUGGAAGAAAGGCCUGGUGAUCUACUUCUGAAAAACCAGCCAUUGACAACCCUGUGGAGCACAGUUCUCCUCUGACACACAAGGGGUUGCCAUGAGUCGGAAUCCACUUGACAGCAGCAGGUAAAGAGCGGAAUUAGACUGCCUUGACCAGGUGCAGGCCACGUCGACCACUGCCCUCAGAGUAAAUUACACGUAGGUGUGUUUGGAAAACAUGGCACUGGAAAUGAACUACAAGGAAAAAAGUGGCCCCAGCUCUCAAGGAGCCCAUAACAAAGCUAAAAGAAAGUUUAUCUCAUAAAAACUAACUUGCAGUUAUCAACUUUUAAUUUCUUUUCAUUUCCCCAGUGGCUUGUGUAUGGUUCUGCUUUCUCCAAAGCGGUUUGCUGCAACCUCUCUGCAUGGGUCUACGUGAGGGCUUGUUUGUCAUCAGUCAGCAUCUCCUGUCUGCCUCUCUCCACUAAGAAAGCUACAGCUUUGGCAAACGCAGUGAUAGGAAAAGAUCAUUAAUUGGCAGAUGAAAUUUUAGUUUUUUAAUGGGCCCUUUCCCUAGACUCUGUUAUCUUUUCCUAAAUUCAUCUAUCUUCAGACUUGAGCACGUCCUCCCAGUGUGUGCACCCAGCAAGCCUGAACAGGGCAAGGAAAGGACAGGAUGGGUUCUAUUACUUCAGUAGGUUAGAGAGAGGGACCCAGGACAACGGGAUACAUUUUUAUAUUUAUUCUAUCAAUUGUAUCUUCUUGAAGAAGUCAUUAUUCGAAUCUCCUGAUCUGCCGCAAUCUAGAUUGGUUGCCCUGUAGUUACUGUUGUCAGUUGGUGUUGAGUCGAUUCCAACUCAUGGCACCCCCUUGCAUGCCGAGUAGAACUGUGCUCCAUAGGGUUUUCAAAGCUGUCACCUUUUCGGAAGCGGAUUGACAGGCCUGUUUUCUGAGACACCUGUGUGUGGGUUUGAACCACUAACCUUUUGGCUAUUAGUCGAGUGCUUAACUCUUUGCACCACCCAGGGACUCUUAAUGGAAUAUAUUUUUUAGGUGUCACUAAGAUCUGGAGUUGUGGAAUUUUUUUUUUUUGGAGACUUUUUUGUCACUUGUAUCAUCUCAAGAUAACAUAAUGCUGUGGGUAUAACCUUUUAAAAGAUUGUCACCUUAUGAGCGUCAGUAGAAGGAGAGUGCCCAAAGUGAGACGUGUGCUGCUAGGUUCUGCCCUUAUCAGACCACGUGUCCAGUGCUGGCUCCCACCCUGUAACAAGAGGGCCCAGGAGGGUGAGCGCGGUGGGUCCAGACAGAAACUAGAGGAUAGGAGGAACAGUUGGAAAAGACUGGAGGUGACCAGUGUGCCGAAGCAAUGACUCAAGCCAGAAUGUAUCCUUUGUCUUUGGUUUCUUGCUUCCUGUUGGGGAUAAUCAGCUGUAAUCUGAGUGCCUCCAAGGGCGGGACUGGGGCGGAGGGUGCACAUCACUGGGAGGCAGCUGUCCACUCAGUGGGGAAAGCAGUCUUCACUGAAUGCACUGCCCAGCACUGGAAGAGGACAGCGCGCACAAAGCAGUGAACGCUCUGUCACUAAACACUGUGUCACUAAACACGCUCACCAGGGCAGGCUAACCCUGUGGGGAGGCCAUGGAGGGCACUCUCACCAGGGCAGGAGGUGGGCCUAGCUCUAGUCUUUGGGGCUGGGCAGGACACCAUGCUGGCACCUUUGAUCGUAACUAUGGAAGAGCAGAAGGGAGCCGAGAAGCAAAGCCCCCAGGGUUCUGGGUGGAUGCUAAUUGGGAUGAAGGAGAAACCAAAACAACUCACACAGACUGGCUCUUCUGAGGCUGCCCUGCCCUCCCAGCUGCUUACCUCCUCCAUGUCCCUUAGGGGGCACCCACACUCACUCUGCGUUCAGAGGCAGCAGCCACCAGGGCUACGGAAAACUGUGUCCGAGAAUCUGGGCAGAUUGUUUUUUAGUUUGAGAUUUUUAUUUCCACUAUUAAAUGAUACUGAUUUUUCCUUGUUUUCCCUUCCAGUUUUCAGUUAAGAAUCUGUAGGAGACAUUUUUUAGUCUUACUAGGAACAGCUCGCAUGCAGCCCCUGGGGGCCAUCACCUAACUACAGCCAGAUGGGCGAGGUAACGCACACCUUUGGGGUGAAGACUUUGAUUUUACACGAAGGCACGCUUGCAAUAAAGUUUUACAAAUUUUGUAUACCAUGAACGAAAUUUGGAGUUCUAAAAUGUGAAGCGUGGCAAAAAAAAAAAAAA